Molecule: messenger RNA, 1137 nt
Organism: Sinocyclocheilus grahami
Lineage: Eukaryota; Metazoa; Chordata; Actinopteri; Cypriniformes; Cyprinidae
Gene: mims2
Product: family with sequence similarity 210 member B
Exons: 3
Coding region: 24-731 (235 amino acids)
Cellular component (GO): mitochondrion
Source: RefSeq, a predicted model, not a curated record
UUUUCUUCGUGCAUGUCGGAGCUAUGUUUCACUGUCGGAGGAACGUUUCUGGAGCGGCUUUAUUACCGCAGCGCCUGCACGACGUUCUUCACGCGAGCCGCGCAUUGCGUAACCACCGCGCGAUGUGCUGCUCUCGCGUUUACCGGAGAUUCACGGCGAUGCACGCUGUUUUAUCCCGUUCCCGUCCACACGAGUUUGCGUUGAGCGCGGAUCGAAGCGUCCUCAGACUCGGUGAACUCGAGUCGUUUCUGUCCGCUCGUUCUUCAGCUGCUGUCGCGAUCCAAACGAGACGAUCAUCCGCGACUCCCGGGAAGACGCAAGAAGAACGCGCCGCGAACACGCAAACGGAUCCGGUGUCAUCUGUGUCCGGCGCUGAAGGUCAGAGGUCAGAUGAGAAGCCCAGUAAGACGCAGCAGCUCAGGAAGGUGUUUAAGGAGUACGGCGCGGUCGGCGUCUCCUUCCACAUCGGAAUCUCGCUCAUUUCUCUGGGAAUGUUCUACCUCGUCGUAUCCAGCGGGUUUGACAUGGCAGCGCUGCUGUGUAAGCUGGGCUUCAGUGAGUCGGUGGUUCAGUCGCGGAUGGCUGCCGGCACCAGCACAUUUGUGUUAGCGUACGCUGUGCACAAGCUCUUCGCUCCGCUGCGGAUCAGCAUCACGCUGGUGUCCGUGCCGCUGAUCGUCAGACACCUCCGGAGGACGGGACUCUUCAGAACCGGAUCGUCCGGCCCGUGAGGAACACACUCAUAAGCUUCUCUAGAGCGCUUCAUUCAUAGCUGCCCAAACACGACACUAACGUCCUGCAGCGCUUCUCUGGAGCGGACAGUACCUCAAACGUUCUCUGAUCAGGACUUUCAUGACCGUUCUUUAGUUUUCAGCUCUGCAGUCCUUAUGAAGUCUGCUGGCAUUUAUUCAUUUUAGCAGCUGUGAUUUUUGUGGAUGAAAGAGUUAAUGAAGGACUAAUGUGUUGGUGUUUUAUUCUAAGAAAGUUGAAUUAAGUUUUUUUUAAUCAUCUAUCAGACUGGAUUUUUGAAUUUUGACUCUUAGUUAUAUUGAAAAUCUCAUUGUGUAAUAUUAUUGGAAAUCUUAAUAUUGUAAAGACAAUGUUAUAUUUGGCUGUUUAAUUUUAUAAUAAAAUAUA